AUGUUGUUGGUUCUUGUGGUGUUCCAAUUUAUAUGUUUCACUUGCUGUCUUAUGACGUGGGAGGUACUAAAGAACAACAAACUUAUUACACCUUGCGAGGAGUUAUUUAAAGAAGUCAAACCAAAUCUAGUAGUAAUUUUCCAAUGCCUAAUGACAAACUACAAUUUAACUGAAACCCUUGCGGAUGUAAUGUUAAAAAUGGAGCAAGUUCAACACAAGAUGGAUGUAAUUAUAUCGGAUGAUCAAAAAUAUAAAGCAUCACCUUUUAAAAAUAUUGAAGAUAUUUUGGACAUACCAACCGAUAUUUCCAAUAAGGAUUGCCAAACAAAACGACAAAUUGUCCAAGCAAUCCGACGAAAACUAGAAUGGGAUAAUGUGAUGAACGAUCAAGGAACUACUCUCUUUGCCUGGCCAAAAUCCUGGAAGUCCGAUCUUAGUAAACCCAAGUUUCGCCACUUAAUCAAAAAUAUAGCCACCAUUUCAAAAAUACAACUGAGGACCGAGGCCACUCCGAAAUUGGAUGAGAUCCGUUGUCUGCUGGCAAAAGCCAUUCGAAACACAGAUUGGUUAAGGAAUCUAAAUGACAAGACCUGA
Drosophila rhopaloa is the source of this 594-nucleotide messenger RNA. RefSeq lists its product as uncharacterized. NCBI's taxonomy places the organism in Eukaryota, Metazoa, Arthropoda, Insecta, Diptera, Drosophilidae. The coding region runs from base 1 to 594 and encodes 197 amino acids. The record is from RefSeq and is a predicted model, not a curated record. The transcript has 2 exons.